Molecule: messenger RNA, 802 nt
Organism: Phalaenopsis equestris
Lineage: Eukaryota; Viridiplantae; Streptophyta; Magnoliopsida; Asparagales; Orchidaceae
Product: binding partner of ACD11 1-like
Exons: 2
Coding region: 171-659 (162 amino acids)
Source: RefSeq, a predicted model, not a curated record
AGGUAUGUAAAUAAAGAGAAUUUGAGUUGUAUAUAUGUAAAUCUUCUCAUAUAUAUUUAUAUCCUUGUAGCAAUUCUCUAAAUGCUAUUUUAUUUGUGUCUCAGGGUGCAACUAUAGUUGAUCAAUCUGUUAUCAUUACAAUUGCUUCUGAUUAUCAGCCACCACGCAUCAUGUCUCUUCCUCCACCGUAUGAAGAGAAGCAGCCAACCAGCGGUUCGCAAUCCGUCGUUGGAAGAACCGAAGAUGUCGUUGCCAGUGUGCUCGCAAAAUCCUAUGUUCUGGGCAAAGGAACCGUUGGCAUAGCCAAAUCCUUCGACGAGAAGCACCGGAUAACGUCCACAGCCGCUGCCAAGGUUGUUUCCCUUAAUCAGAAAAUUGGGCUGAGCGAGAAGAUUGGUGCCGGCGCUUCGGCGGUGACCGGGAAGGUCCGGGAGGUCGACCGGCGAUUCGAGGUGUCGGGGAAGACGAAAUCGGCCAUGACGGCGGCGGGGCAAAAGGUGAGUGGUGCAGGUUCGGCAAUGAUGAAGAACAAGUAUGUGUUCGGUGGGGUGUCAUUGGUGAGUGGAGCUUUCAGGAAGGUUGGUCAUGCUGCAAGCGAGGUGGGAUCAAAGACGAAGGAAAAGGUUAUGGCUGAGGAGAUGAGGAAGGGGAGUUUUUGAUGAUUUGUGAUUAUUCUGUAAGAAUGCAAUUUAAGGUUUUUGUUUGUAUUUUAUAUUAAAAAAAAAGGCAGUUCUUGUUUACUACAAAAAAUCUGUUCAUAUUUUGCUUGAAUGGAGGAAUGAAGAAGUGGACUUUUUGUUGA